This is a messenger RNA of Necator americanus (New World hookworm), 2022 nucleotides long. RefSeq lists its product as uncharacterized. NCBI's taxonomy places the organism in Eukaryota, Metazoa, Nematoda, Chromadorea, Rhabditida, Ancylostomatidae. Bases 1 to 2022 code for a protein of 673 amino acids. The transcript is spliced from 21 exons. The record is from RefSeq and is a predicted model, not a curated record.
AUGAACGACAGCUGCGAGCCGCCGCCAGUGCCGAGCACAUCUUGGCCUGAAGUUUCCUCAGUUUUCGACCCUUAUAUGGGGGCAACUAGCAAACUGGUUAAGCUGCUCGUAAGCAUGACGGAUGAAACUCAUAUUGAAUUAUUGGCAAAAGCUGUUAAAAAGAAGGCCACUGCAGAAGAGAUAUUCUGGAAGAUCAUAGUAGAAAAUUUUUUAAUUAUCUUUUUAUUCCUGUUGGGUUUCUUGAUCGCCAUAGCAAUACUUAUCACUUGUAUUGUGACAAUCAUAUAUCGAUGGAAGGCAGUAGAACAGAACCCACCUAAAAAUAGCAGAAUUUAUUGCGCGGGCGUACUGUUUCUCGUUUGUGCUGUCAUGACUUUAAUUUGUCUUGUACUUAUUGGAGGCAGUGUGAAUGCUAUUUCCGACGGACUGGUUCUUUUCCCAGAAAAAGUGGAGACAUAUUCAGUGGGGGUUGAAGAAUUCGUGAUUGGUCUCAGAGAACAACUGCAGUGCGAUCUCAAUAAGCAAAUUGAUAAGGUGAGUAGUGAAAUAGAACAGGCUACAGGAGAAAUUGGAGUCGGGAUCAUUGCACUUCAAAGGUCAAUAUCUGCUCUCGAGCAAAGUCAGGAAAGUAUCAAAAAAGAUUUACAUCAGCUAAAACUUCAUCUGAAGGAUUUGAUGAACAUAGGACAUGCUGAGUUCGACCCUAUUUUUUCUCUGAAGGAAUUGAUAGAAGGCGUUGAAAAUCCCAAAAAUCCAAGAGUCGAUAUGGUUGCGCUAAGAAUUGGAAUUGAAGAGCUUGGGAAAAAUGUGAAGGCGUUCGGUGGCCAGCGUGAAGUCAUCGUUAAAACUUUCCAAGCAUCAAUGGAUCAGAAAUUUGGAGAAAUACUCCCAGCAAUAAUUAAACAUGUGAAGAAAAUAGCCAAUAUGCUUAAGCGUUUUGUUUUGGGAAAUAAAUUUCUCACAUACACGGGUUAUGUGCUAUUUGCUGUUGUUUUAAUACCGAUACUACUAUUAGCUUUAGUUAAAUUCGCCUUGAUACUACUGCUAAUACGAGUGUUUUGGAAUAUCUUUGACGAAAAGUCACAUCAUGGCCAGCGCGGCCACAUAUCACACAUCGGUGGUGAAGUUAUGGGGAUGACUGGUUAUAUUGCAAUGGGUAUCAGCAUUGUUCUUUUCAUUCUUUCCUCUAUAGCAUUUCUGUUAGCAUUCGUAGCGACGCUAGUAUGUGUCGGAUUUUUCGACGAUAAGGAGUUGCGCUUAUUCCGCGCCACGGAAAACGUUGUCCGGAAAAAAGAGAUGGCCAUAAGUGUUUCGGAAAUUUUCUAUAAAUGUAAGAAUGGUUACACAUUUUUUGAUGCAUUAGAUGGUUCAAAACUAAUGGCUGAAAUUGAAAUCAAAGAUAAUAUCGAUCUGCUAUUGGUCAGAGAUUGUCAAAGGAAGAUAGAAAGAGGAAUACGGCCUCCAGAUGGUCGCACUGAGUAUGAUGCCUUCCUAAGUGACAGUGAUAAGAUGUUCGAGCAAGGAGUCAAAAAACCAGGUGUCGAUGCUCAGUUGGCUAAAAAAGCUGAGAGUUCGCUUAAGAAUGUCCAACAAAAAUUGAGAAAUGGAAUAAAAGCUGAAAAUAUGGUGCUUGAGCGAACCAAAAGCUUCACGUCAAAGAAUUUCACAGCUUAUGUAAGCAAUUUGAAUGAGGCGUUGAUGAGCACAGCGGAGAAUUCCAUGACAUCGCUAAUUGAUAUGUCUCCACGAUGCGAUAGUAUGAUGUCAAUAUGGAACGAUAUUGGUUGGUAUGUGUGUCAUCUUAUUUCCCGUCCACUUUCGGGUAUUUGGGUAGCAGUUGAAGUAACAGCAUUAUCUUCAAUAAUUAUAUAUAAAGCACUAUUCGAUGCUACGAAGAACUCCAUCGAGCAGAACUCCAUCGAGCAGAACUCGAUGAACUCCAACUUUAAAGGUAGCAUGAAUUCAGUGAUAUGUCGCUUCCUUGGUUCUAAAACGAUACGAUUAGCAUGUUUUCUCAAUUAA